AUGCUGUUGCCCUCUCACAUGCCGCCUCAGCCUUUCCACACGGAUCUACGACACUUGGAGCAGCCACCGCCUCUGCCCUCUCAAGGACUCUUCAAGAUGUUGCAGAGCAAUGGCGACCCCCACACCCUCCAUGGGCACUACACGGACCUCUCAGAACCCCCCGACCUGUUCGCGUCGCUCCAAGAGGAGCAGAUACCUCCGCCAGAAGAGGACAUGCACCCUGCUGACGCAGACAUGAUUCCCUACGAGCAAGAUCUUCGGUUCGAGGGUGACCUUUACACGCCAAGAUGGGUGCGUGGCCACGGCAACAAGCGCGAGGGCUGGUGCGGCAUCUGCAAGCCCGGGAGGUGGCUGGUACUCAAGAACUCGGCGUUCUGGUACGACAAAUCCUUCACGCACGGUAUCAGUGCGGCUACUGGAAGCCCAUUCCAAGAGCCGCUCGAGACUAGACGGAUGGAUGGCAACCCGGACGUUUGGGAAGGCCUGUGUGGCAGCUGCAACGGAUGGAUCGCGCUUGUGAGCAGCAAGAAGAAAGGGACCACUUGGUUCAGGCACGCCUACAAGUGUCACGCCCAUCCCAAAGUCAAGGACGGCCCAAAGCGCCGACGAGAGACUGGCCAGGGCCGAGCCAUGGUGACCCAGCAGACUGCACGGUUCAACCGGCUUCAAGGCACGUCCUGCCUCUCCCUCCCCUCCAACCUGGUCGUUGCAUCGAACUCGGCUGACUUCGAUCCCGUGUGCUACAGCUUUGGAGAUCCAAAAGCACAGCCGCCCACCCCCAAGCAGACGCCGACUUCCGCCGCCUUUCCGAGCCCCGUCUUCGAGACCCCCCACGCCCGUCAAGGCUCCUUCCACGAAGCUGGCGGUCUGACGCCCCGGUUCGCCGAAGAGUAUUCCGUCUUCAACUCGACGCCGGGGAACCUGCGAGGCACCCCAGGCCCCUUUGCCGACUUCCUGCCCGCGACCCCGUCGAGUGCUUCGGGCGGACACAAGCGGCUGCUGUCUGCUGAGGGUUUCGCCAUCCAGAUUGCUGCGCAUGCAAAUCACUUCUCGCCAAACCCCGCCGCUCCAUUACCUCCCGUCGACCCAUCUCGCCGUCUGCCCUCGUCUCCCGACCCUGCCACAGCCGGCAAGGCAACCGCAGUGGGCACAGACGUCCAGCUCAGCCCCACCAUCUCAGGGCCGCGGUCGUCCAAGAAGGUCCGGAGAGGAACAGUCACAGAACCUGCGGAGACAUCUCAGGUCUUAUCGCCGCCUCCAACCGCACGAAAGGGAGAGCGCAAGCUCGCUCCCAAGCCCAAUAUGCAAAAUGAUCAGCCGUUCGGCCAGCCCGACUUUGCUGAUCCCUCCCAGCAAGACCUGGCAGCGCUCGUGGCCAAUCCCACCGACUUGUUCAGCUAUCCUCUGUCUGCCCCUGCUACGGCACCAGUAAAUUUUUGGGACCCGUCCAUGUCGAUGGGCAUGGACUUGGACUUUGGUGCGCCCGGUCCAAAUGUCUUCCAGUCUCCGAACCCCUCGUUGCACCGUCACACGGGAUCGUUUGACUGGAAUGCCGAAAUUCAGCUGUUCCAGGACACCACUGUGCCGCCACCUUCCUCGAAUCAAGAGAAUGUUCAACCAGUCAGGCGAGAAAGAGCAUUGGCACCAAAGCCUCCGGCGUCCGAAGCAUUGGCUGUUACCACGACCAUGCCCGCUAUUCAGGCCGCCCAGCACACGUCUCUCGAUGACCCCUUUGGCAUGAUGCAACGUGCGCAAGUCGUCAAUCCCGACUUUCUGAUGAGCCGCCCACAAACAGCGGCAGUGGACUCGGAAUUCAACGCCUUGGCUGAAGCUGAAUCUGGAUCCGCCGAGGAGGCAAUUGCCGCAUCCAAUAAAUCGCAAUCUGGCGGUGCCCUCCGGAGGGCCAAUACCGCCAAAGGAGCAAGGGCUGGCAAGCUUCCGGAUAGAGCUCUUGCCAGUUCCCCCAUCAAGUCGUCCGCAGCACGGCCAGGCUUGGGACGGAGCUAUAGCGAGAAUCGUGGUAAAAAGGCACUCGGCAGACCGCCUUUGCCGACUUUGGCGCCAGCCGCCCGACCCGUACCACAGGCGGGUGGCGGUCCCAGCAUGCCAGCUGCCAGAUCCGGCGGCCGCACCUCGGGCAGGAUCUCUCCCUCCAAGACGAUGCCUCGGAUUUCGAGCCUGGCUGCUAUUCCUGAAACAUCACCCCAGCACCGUCCCCGUACGUCGGUUCGGUUCACCAUUGACGCCCAAGGAAGGGCGAGGGCCGAGACCACCGUGGUCGGCGAGGGUGCUUCCGUCGAUAGGAGGCUCCCGCGGAGCAAGAGCUCGCGUGAUGUGUCUGCCAGCCGGAACUUCCCCUCGUCAGAGGACGACGAUUCGACAGAUGACGAGCCGAUCAUCAUACCCAGCCGCAACAACUCGUUCAAUGCUUCGUUCGCGCUGCCAGACCCGCGGAGGCCGGUCGGCUCCAUCUUUCAUUCCUCGAGACGGAGCAUCAGCGACAGAAGUGCGAGCAACUCUGCCAAUGACGCCGAGAGCGAAGCCGAGACAGUCGUCAACGAGCGCCAGGGUAAGGGCGGGGAUGCUACCAGCGAGCUCCGCAAGGUUGUAGAGGAUCGCCAAAAGAGAUCGAGUCGCAUGGGAAGCGCCCGGUCACAACGAUUUGUGUCGACCAACGUCGGCCACUAUGGCGGCGGCAUCAUUUCUCCGACGAGCUUGACUGAAUCAAGCUACGGCCCAGAAAGCCAGGGAGUGCGCUGCGUUUGCGAUUCGGCGUCUCCAGACGAAAGCGGCGGCUUCAUGGUCCAAUGGUACGUCGCACGGUGGCUACAUGUUGAGGCCAUAAACACGGCGAUAUAG
Messenger RNA from Purpureocillium lilacinum, 2859 nucleotides. RefSeq lists its product as uncharacterized. The record is from RefSeq and is a predicted model, not a curated record. Lineage: Eukaryota; Fungi; Ascomycota; Sordariomycetes; Hypocreales; Ophiocordycipitaceae.